AUGACUAAAAUAUUGGCUGCUGUCGAGUCUACCAUAGCUCGAUACUCGGGAGGCUGCUCAUCGAAGAAGAAGAACAGUAACUGUAAGAAAAAGGAUCCGUGCAAGAAACCUGAGCCGUGCAAGCCAGCUCCCUGCCCAAAACCUGAUCCGUGCAAGCAACCACCGCCUUGUCCUCCAAAACCACCUCCGUGUCCAAAACCUGAUCCGUGCAAGAAACCAGAUCCGUGUCCAAAACCAGAUCCCUGUGCAAAACCAGAUCCCUGUCCAAAACCUGAUCCUUGCAAGAAACCAGACCCUUGUCCUCCAAAACCACCUCCGUGUCCAAAACCAGAUCCCUGUCCAAAACCAGAUCCCUGUCCAAAACCAGAUCCUUGUCCAAAACCAGAUCCCUGUCCAAAACCUGAUCCAUGCAAGAAACCAGAUCCCUGUCCAAAACCUGAUCCAUGCAAGAAACCAGAUCCCUGUCCAAAACCUGAUCCUUGCAAGAAACCAGAUCCCUGCCCAAAACCUGAUCCAUGCAAGAAACCAGAUCCUUGUCCCAAACCAGAUCCCUGUCCAAAACCUGAUCCAUGCAAGAAGCCAGAUCCUUGUCCAAAACCUGACCCGUGCAAGAAACCUGAUCCCUGCCCAAAACCAAAUCCCUGUCCAAAACCAGAUCCCUGUCCAAAACCAGAUCCCUGUCCAAAGUGUUAG
Molecule: messenger RNA, 693 nt
Organism: Schistocerca nitens (vagrant locust)
Lineage: Eukaryota; Metazoa; Arthropoda; Insecta; Orthoptera; Acrididae
Product: keratinocyte proline-rich protein-like
Exons: 2
Coding region: 1-693 (230 amino acids)
Source: RefSeq, a predicted model, not a curated record